This is a messenger RNA of Cynoglossus semilaevis (tongue sole), 5823 nucleotides long. RefSeq names its product protein phosphatase 1H. Gene Ontology annotation, biological process: protein dephosphorylation. The record is from RefSeq and is a predicted model, not a curated record. NCBI's taxonomy places the organism in Eukaryota, Metazoa, Chordata, Actinopteri, Pleuronectiformes, Cynoglossidae. The transcript is spliced from 10 exons. Gene Ontology annotation, molecular function: [pyruvate dehydrogenase (acetyl-transferring)]-phosphatase activity. Gene Ontology annotation, cellular component: mitochondrion. Bases 1469 to 3208 code for a protein of 579 amino acids.
GUCAAUGGGAAAAUAAGGCUAAAUUUCAGGUUGCACUGGUAAAGGUAACUAUAAUAAUAAUUAUUAUUAUUAUUAUUAUUAUUAUUAUUAUUAUUUUAACUGUCUCAUGUUUUGCAGCAUGUUCAAACAGCUGUUAAAGCAAAAGCAAAUGUUUUUUUCUUUUUGUUUUUUUUCUUUUUUUAUUGCAGACUUAUCAACAACAAAACACAGGAUGUGUGUGUGUGUGUGUGUCUGUUGCUCCUGAAAAACAUCUCAGGGCAACAUUUGACAAAAGCAAAAAUAUUCCCUUGAAAUUGUAAAGGGACUCAUGAGAUGUUUUCUUUUACCUUUCUUUUUAAAUGAUAGGUGUAGUCUGGGUUUUCUAGGGAACUCGAUAAAAGAUCUGCUUCCUUCAUGGAGACUUGACUUUUAAAAAGAGUUAUCACGUGACCAACACCUGGGGCAAAGAUCACCUGUCAUUGUUAUUUCUCCCCGCUUAUGUUACUAUUUCACUGACACCCGCGGUACCGAAUAGGUGCCAUUUGUGGCUUUUACUUUGGAGAAAUGGCACCAUCUGUCGGGAUUAUGUGUGUAUUACAACACAUAAACACAAGUGGUGAAAUUGUGCUACUACGUUUAUCCUCCUCUGAUAAUUUAAUUAAUUUUUAAUUUUUUUUGGAGGCUUGAGCUCAUCCCUGCAGACAUUGUGUGAGUUUAGACCCUGAAAAAAAAAUUAACAUUAAUUAAUAUUAAUUAUUAAUUAAUUAUUAAUUUAAUAAUCAUUAAUUAAUUUGACUCACAUUCUUAACUGAACCCAAUUUAAAGUGUCUAACAAACCUAAUCCUCAUCCUAACACCCCAAUCUGGUAUUCUCCUUACUGUAAGGCACGAGCCCUAACCACUCUUCCACCUGACGAAAAUGCACUUAUUAUGUUAUGUUAUUAUUUAUUUUUAAUUUUGUUUCGUUUUUUAUUAUAAAUAAAUAGUUAUCUAUAUGUACUUCAUGGUCGACGGAAUUGGACUGUUUGUUGAAAAUAUUGAUUUCGAUUUAUAUAUAUUAUAUUUAUAUAAAAUAAACAUUGUAAAAUGAAGUUAAUCUGGUGUAGUAAUCAUCGUAUCGCUCUUUUUGUAAAAAUAAAAAAUAUAAAAAAUAAAACAAAAUAAGGGGCAAAAAAGCAGCAUAUAGAUGACAUCACUGCACCUAAAUUAAAUCUGUUUUACGGUGUUCGCAAAAAGAAAGGGUUAGCUCUCAUGCACAUCCAUCCCUGGGUUGUGUAUUUCUCCACGUCACGUGACUGGUUAAUCUGGAGUGUAUUUCCGCGUCCACGGCAGCAGAUCAGACCUGUCAUCACUGACUCCCAGUGCGAGAGUGCGGGCUUUAAACCCAAGCAUCCUCGCUGUUUUCAUCGCCAAAGGCCUCCGGUGUCUGCCGAUGUCUCUCCACCGCCGACGGGAUGAACGGAUUGUUGCAGGAAUAGAUGGAUGACUGAAUGAAACCUGCAUCCGCUGAGGCUCUCCUCCGCUCGUCUCCAUCCAACCCGUCGUCGGCCAGCGCGGUCGAGCUGGGGGGGAAUCCGGGGAAAGGCAGCCGUGGUGCCGCGCAACGGCCGACGGACACGCCGCCGCCUCCGCGACGCACCGCCAACAUGCUGACUCGGGUCAAGUCCGCCGUGGCCGGAUUCAUGGGAGGGAUUAUGGCCGGGGGCAGCUCCGGAGGAGGGGGAAGCCCCGGAUCCGAUCUUCCGCUGAAAUUCCCGUAUAAGAGACCGGAGUUUCUUGGCCUCUCCCCGGAUGAGAUCGAGUGCUCGGCGGACCACAUAGCCCGGCCCAUUCUCAUCCUGAAGGAAACCAGGAGAUUACCGUGGGCCACCGGAUACGCAGAGGUGAUUAACGCAGGUAAGAGUGCACUGAACGAGGACCAGGCGUGCUGCACCGUGGUAGUGGCCAGGAGGAGGCCGAUGAGCUACUGCCCUCAGUCCACGCCCAGUAAAACCCCCACCGCCAAGAGGCGCAGCUCUCUGCCAAAUGGAGAGCCUCUAGGGCUCCACCUGCAGCACAAGCUGGAGGAAGAUAAUGAAGGGGUCGUGUUCCACUACUGGGCCUUGUUUGAUGGUCACGCUGGUUCUGGUGCGGCUGUCGUUGCGUCGCGCCUGCUGCAGCACCACAUCGCCUGUCAGCUCCAGGCCGUGAUCGAGAUUUUGCACAACCCGUCAUCUUACCCCCCCACUGUGCUGGGCGAAGAGCCCGACAGCAACCCCUACCUCCAGGGAAACACCCCCGGCCCUCACCGCUCGCUCACCAGGGCGGCCUCGCUGCGGGGGGCCACAGGGGCGCCCGGUUCGCCCAGCAGCACGCCGCCACCGCCUCGUUUCUUCAUAGAGAAGAAGGUCCAGCACGAAAGCCUGGUGAUUGGUGCUAUAGAGAACGCCUUCAAAGAAAUGGUGAGGCUCAUAUUGAGGGAGAAACAAGUUUACAACAUCUCAGGAGGAUGUACGGCCCUCACUGUGGUCUACCUGCUGGGGAAACUCUAUGUGGGGAACGCAGGUGACAGCAGGGCUGUCAUUAUUAGAAACAACGAGAUCAUCCCCGUGUCAACAGAGUUCACGCCGGAGUCAGAGCGACAGCGACUUCAGUUCUUGGGUUUCAUGCAGCCCCACCUGUUAGGGAACGAGUUCACGCACCUGGAAUUUCCCAGGAGAGUUCAGAGAAAGGAGGUGGGCAAGAGGAUGCUCUACAGAGACUUCACCAUGAACGGCUGGGCUUACAAGACCCUCGAAGACGAAGACCUCAAGUUCCCGCUGGUAUACGGCGAAGGGAAAAAGGCUCGGGUGUUGGCCACUAUCGGCGUAACUCGCGGACUCGGUGACCAUGAUCUUAAGGUUCAUGAUUCCAACAUUUACAUCAAGCCGUUCCUUUCCUGUUGCCCAGAGGUAAAAGUGUACAACCUGAUGCAGUACGAGCACGGGGCGGACGAUGUUCUAGUGAUGGCAACUGACGGCCUGUGGGAUGUCCUGUCCAAUCAGGAAGUAGCUGAAGCAGUUACCAGUUUUCUAGCCAACUGUGACCCUGAUGAUCUGCACAGAUAUACAAUGGCAGCACAGGACCUGGUGAUGCGAGCCCGCGGCGUGCUGAGGGACAGAGGCUGGAGGAUCACCAACGAGCGUCUGGGCUCAGGAGAUGAUAUUUCUGUUUUCAUCAUCCCACUGAUGUACGGAAACCGCCAGCCCUGAGGAGCUGACUGACUGAGACGCUGCCGUUCAAAGACUCUGGAGAACCUGAAGGCACUUAAACCAACAGGACUGGUUAGUCCUGAACUCAGAUUCCUCUUUCAGUCUAGUACUUUCCACUGUGCUGUUGGUACUUAUAUUUCCUGGUACAUGUAGAUGUUCUUUCUGGGUUUCUCCACGGGGGUUCAGGUGUGAUCUGAACCACCAACUGGUCUAACUUACUCUGACGCUUUUUCUUCCUUAAAUGAAAUUGUUGAAGCACUUAUACAGGAUGGAUGAGGUGACUGCUCCUAUACUCAACGUGUCUUCUUUCUACCGUUUCUUCAAGGUUCUCUCGUUCUCCCGUCCCGAUGUACAGUUAAGCUAGUAUAUUCUAGAAUAUUACCUCCUUCAUCUUCUGACCCUAGACGGCGUUCACUGGUCAGGGGCGUUUUGAGUUUUGCCACAGUGUGGCUGUAAAGGAUUUUUCUCUUUGCUUGAACUUUUUUUUUUUUUUUUAAAUCCACUUUGUUGAACAGAUUGUGUGCAGAAGGAAAAAAAAGAUGAAGCUGUCGACGAUCUGUAGUAGCAAGACAGAUGUAGAAUGUGUUUUACUGGUGAAAUAGAAGAAAUAGAGCAGAAUCUGAAGGUUUGAAGGUUCACAGAGGAAGCCUAGUUGAUGUGUAAUGAUCGAAGAGAGAGAGAGAGAGAGAGAGAGAGAGAGGCGCCAUAUGUUUAUCACGAGAAGAAAAAAACCCACAGGUACAAGUCCUUUAAUCUGAUAUUAAACCCAUACACAUAGAUUAGACUUUUUUAGUGUUUCUAACAGUAAUUUUUGGAGGCAGGCUAAAGGAUACUUUUAGCUCACUGCAGCUCAGCAGGACAAAGCAGCAACAGCUGGCAACCCAAAGUUGGACGUUAUCGUGCCAAAGGUCGUCAGCUGCCAAAAGCUCUGAGGGCUAGGGUAGUUCACUGCUCGGAGGAAGGAAAUGUGUUGCUAAGUAUUGGGUUCCUUCGAUAGACACUAUAAGGUAAGGUUCUGCCCUAAUUUAGCUAGGUGGUUUCCCAAUGUUUGGUAGCGACCUAGCUAGUUGGCCUUUUAGCUGUCCAAUUGUAGGUAGCUAGCCGACCAUAUGUAGGUGCUAAACUCUCCAAAACGUAGCUAACUGGUACAGCAGCUCUGACCAAAGGACGCUUAUCGCUGCUCGAUUAAAGAACAAUAAAAAGCUACUUAUAAUGUUGAGUACGUUCCUGAGAUGACAAUCCUCGUGGUUUCAAAAGUAGCCAGGCUAACACGUUGUUCUGCUUUUUAUCGUUUGCUAAGCUAAAAGGCUUUUUGCCUAGCUUUGCAAAGCUUAGUAUGUUCCGAGGUCCAAUCACAGCUUGUGACGACAAUUAGAGGAGCUAAUGUGAAGAGUUUUUUUUUUAUUAUUUAACCAUGAAAUAGUCAAUUCAAGCUACAUUUAUAAUAAAAGAAAAACUCAGAAAAGGGAAUUUUUACUGUUAGGCUAAAUGACUUGUACUGCAGUGGAGCUGCACUUUAUUUAAGGCCGACCCACGUUUCCCCCAGAGAGGUCGGGGUAUUGAGGAAAUUCCCUGCAGCAGGGAAAGAUUAAGUAAAACAAUAAUCAUCAUUCGAUCAAUCAAUCAAUCAAUCAAUCAAACUGCGUGAACCUUUAAAAUAAUCAGCUGAAAUCUCCCUUUUGUUUGAGCUUGUUCUGCAUGUUUCCUAAACUGUAGUCGUGACAGAGUUGUCUUUGCAGAGAGACGUUUGGAAACAACGACGUACCGUGUUUGGAUGUAGUUAUUUACUUACUGUGUGUCAGUGCAUGCAGUGAUUUAUCAUAGGCCUGGGAAUAAGAAUGACGGUGCAAUGGUUGACAUGCAUUUUGGGUUUUUUUUGUUUGUUUUUUUCUCUAAUGGAUUGAAUCUACAGUGCUGUUAUGUACAGUAUAAAAAGCGGUGUAGUGUUUGUAAAUGUGUUGUAACCAUGCAUAUAUUUAUCGCUAGGCAGUUGGGUUUUUUUUCCACUUCGAUAAUUACGGCUUGACAUUUAGUGACGUCACUGGAUGUGAGUCACUGCUGGGGACGAUAAUGAAAACAAAUCUGAAAUGCUUUAAGACCAAUGGAAAACCAAAAUAAUGUUUUGCUGUCGUGUUUUUGACUGAUCUGGAGUUAUAAGGAGUAGUGAGCAUUAACUGGCAGCCCGCGGGCCAAAUCUGGCCCAUAGAGCCGUCCAAUCCGAUUUCAAAAUAAAUAUCAGAUAAUAAUGGCCAAAAUGUUUCAAUUUGUAAAAUUUAAUUUAAUUUGAAUGUACUGAAAAAUUCUGGCCCUCUGAGAAAUAUAGUUGGUAACGCUUUCUCUAAAGUCUUGAGAUAACUUUUUUUCUGAGCGCAUCAAAUGAAGAAUUUUGCUGAAGGAACAAAUCCGUUGAAAUAUCGCUGAUUGGUUUCAGGGUUUAAAUACUAUUUUUCAGCAAACCGUUUAGCCAGCUGUGAAAUGUGUCUCCUUCGUUUUACCCAUCCAUGAAACAAGAGCAGACGGUUUGCAGAACAGGAAAGUUCUCAACACGUCACUGUCCAGGAUGGGAUUUAAACCGGCAAUCGUCUGAUGUUCUACUUGGCCAAAAAAAAAAAAAA